This is a messenger RNA of Drosophila virilis, 3957 nucleotides long. It is a transcript of the gene mRRF2, whose product is annotated as mitochondrial ribosome recycling factor 2. Gene Ontology annotation, cellular component: mitochondrion. Gene Ontology annotation, molecular function: GTP binding; GTPase activity. Gene Ontology annotation, biological process: mitochondrial translation; ribosome disassembly. Lineage: Eukaryota; Metazoa; Arthropoda; Insecta; Diptera; Drosophilidae. The record is from RefSeq and is a predicted model, not a curated record.
UUUAAGAAACAGCUGCACGUAACAGCUGUCUAGGCGGCAAAAGUUUCAUGUCUGCCCGUAAAGUUUAUGUGGGAUAUUAAUCAAUUAAAAUAAUGCAAUAUAGUUUAUUAAGUGCUCAAUUAAGGUGCUCUAGGUUCUUAUUGCGACAGCAAGCACCUUUUAUCAACCGUUGCUACAGUGAUGAUAUCAGAAACAUUGGUAUUUUAGCACACAUUGACGCAGGCAAAACCACAACAACGGAACGCAUGCUUUAUUAUGCAGGCAAGACUCGAUCUUUGGGCGAGGUACAUCGCGGCAAUACGGUUACGGAUUACCUUACACAAGAGCGCGAGCGUGGCAUCACUAUUUGCAGCUCAGCCGUUACAUUUGCCUGGAAUGGUAAGCGUAUUAAUCUGCUAGACACGCCCGGACAUAUUGAUUUCACGAUGGAGGUGGAGCAGUCUCUAUAUGCUGUGGACGGCGUCAUUGUUGUUUUGGACGGCACGGCUGGCGUGGAAGCGCAAACAGUUACCGUGUGGACACAGGCAGACAAUCACAGGCUGCCGCGGCUUGUUUUCGUUAAUAAAAUGGACCGGUCAGAUGCUAUUUUUGACAAAUGUAUUGACGACUUAAAGGCAAAGCUAGAUGCUAAACCUAUUUGCACGCAACUCCCGGCGAAAAACGUUGACGGACAGUUAGGCAUAUAUGAUGUAAUUACAUUGGAGCAGUUGACUUGGCAACAGAACGAUUUUGGAAGAACUUAUAGUAUUAAUAAACUAGAAUCUUCUUCUGAAAUUCGCGAAUUGCGUGAAAAACGCAAUGAACUAAUAGAUCAGUUAUCCGGAGUUGACGACGAGUUAGCUGAGGUUGUCAUUAGCACUGAGAGUUUUGACAAAGUCAGUAAUGAGUUAAUUGUUCAAGCCCUGCGGCGCGCCACAUGCCAGCAGAAGGUUGUGCCCGUGCUGCUGGGCUCUGCUUAUAAAAAUAUAGGCAUACAACGUGUAAUGGAUGCCGUAAAUGCUUAUUUGCCAACACCAAACGAACGCAAUCAGAUAUAUAACUGUUUUGGAAAUGAUCUUGCGGGUAAGGUUUUUAAAAUUGUGCACGACAAGCAGCGUGGGCCUCUUACUCUGGUGCGCAUGCUGCGCGGCGAGUUGAAGCGUGGAAUGCGUGUGCUCUCUUCUCGUGGACAAGCGGAGGUUAUAUCGAAAAUAUAUGAGCCACUGGCUGACGAAUACCGAGAGGUGAGCUCCGUGCGAGCAGGUGAUGUGGCCAUAUGUGCGGGCCUUAAGUCAACAGUUACUGGCGAUCUGCUUACAACCAGUCAUACAUCCCUGAAGAAUGCGCAGAAACGUUUGAUUCAGAGUCUUGACGCAACAUCUCCACAGUAUGAUGAGGACGAGGUGGAUGUUAACCAAGAGCUGUUUUCAAUUGAGCCUAAAAUUCCUGAUGCUGUCUACUUUUGCUCCAUCGAGCCGCCCAGCCUAUCAACGCAAACAGCCAUGGAACAAGCGCUCAAACAACUACAGCGUGAAGAUCCCAGUUUGCGGGUAAACUACGAUACUGUCACUGGGCAGACUGUACUUGGCGGCAUGGGUGAAUUACACAUGGAAAUCAUAAAGUCGCGUCUGCUAAGUGAGUACAAAAUUGAUGUUGAUCUGGGUCCGCUACAAAUUGCCUACAAGGAGGCUAUCGAAACGCCGGCCAUAACAACCUUAAGUGUGGAAAAAGAUAUUGCGGGCAGUAAGCAAAAUGUGAAUAUAACCCUACAACUGACCAAUAAUCAGACCGAGCUCUUCAGCUUAGAUAAAUCGCCAGAGAACGUUCAAAAUCUCAAUGCACUGCGUCCUCGGGUCCUUCAAGUGCUGCGCAAAGGAGCAAUCGGUGCUUUGGAGCGUGGACCACGUGUUGGCGGUCAAGUUGUAGAUACUCAAAUACGUCUGCACAAUGUCACUGUGGGACGGGGCACUGCCGAUUCAUUUGUCAUGGCAGCGGCGGCACAGUGCGUGCAAAAGCUGCUGAGUAAAAGCGGCACACGGCUUCUGGAGCCCAUCAUGGCCAUGCAAAUUGUGGCGCCCAAUGAACGUGUAUCUGGGAUUAUAGCGGAUCUCUCUAGGCGUCGGGCGCUUAUAAAAGACGUAAUGCCCAAGGGAGAUAGGAAUAAGCUCAUUUUGGUGAAUGCCCCCUUGGCGGAGCUCUCCGGAUAUUCCAGUGCGCUGCGAACCAUUAGCUCCGGCACGGCCAGCAUGACAAUGCAACCCUGUGGUUUUUCGGAAAUGAACGCCGCGGAUGAGACGUUAGCCGUACGCCGAGCUCAGGGAUUAGACUAACAUAGGCCUGCCUAAUUUAUUGUCUACUUUUAUUGAACGUAGAUCACAGUAAGCUGGGUUUGGAAGCUUACAAGUUCCUAGUACAUUACUAUAUAGUAUAGUACAAAGAAAAAUGUGAAAAUUAUCGCACGUUGAAAAUUAUAAAAUUUGGUGAUAAAAUUGAUGUCGUUCUUAUUUUCGGUGAAAUUCUAUAAACGGUCCAUACAUAGACAUAACGAAAUUAACUAAGGGUUUACUUCUAUUUAAGUUAAAAACUACCGGUGCAAACUGUUGGCCGCUGCGGCAUGGCAUACUCUACACAGAAAGUGUUCUUUCAUGUGCCGUUUAUGAACGAGACGCUUGAAUUUUAUUGCCAAGAUCCAUGCGUCAAGCUAAAAAGUUAUCCAUCUACAAUCGAUGAUCGCUCGUGGGCAGCCAGUGAUGAUAAAAAGUCACGUUUUGUAUCCGAUCUUGUAAGUUGCAAUACACCGUCUAUCCGCCGCAAGGAUGAAAGUGGCGAAAGUCAGAAGCCUGGUCCGGCAGCCCAAGACUAUCCACAGCAGCAGAACGGUUAUGGAGGCCCAGAACAGGGACAGAACCAGGGAGGUUAUGACGGCCAAGGACAGGACCAAGGAGGCUAUGACGGACAAGGACAGGACCAGGGCGGUUAUGAUCAAGGACAGGACCAGGGCGGCUAUGAUCAAGGACAGGACCAGGGCGGUUAUGGAGGUCAAGGACAGGAUCAGGGCGGCUAUGACGGUCCAGAGCAAGAUGGCCGGGGACAGGGCGGAUGGAGUGGUUGAGACAAGAGGCGACACCAAAAUUCUUAGGUUUACGGUGAUCAGGCCAUUCCAGGGUCUGAAAGGCCGUGACGGCUCAGGGUGGUAAUGGAGUUCCGAGUCAGGAGUGUCAAGACCCGCACGAUUUUUGAGGAGGACCAAGUAAUAGGUUAUGCGCCUCAGGAGGGCCACUAAGCUUAAGUGGUCCGCGGCAGGGUCGAAGCCCGGGACGACGAAGUUGAGAUGAAGUAGACUACUUAAAAAUCACACGAGGCAUAUAAAGCAUGUAUAUAGCAUCGCGAUUCGUCCAGAAAAAAGGAUCGUUAACUUUCCUUGGAGUUCGUAAUACUGCGUAAUCUUGAUGACUUUAUGGUAGCAGGAGGAACCACAAGAGGUGGUUAUGUUUUAAUAUUCCUACAGGUUAAGGUCCUGGAUGCUUUGGUGGUCCUGGUGAACAAGCGCCUGGAGCUUGUGGUGGUCCCGGCGGCUAAGCAUGUUGGCCAGGAAAGCCAGCAAGUAUUGGUACUUUCCGGAAGCUAACAUCAACUACUUUCAGUACCGCUGCAGCAAAAAUUGCUCACCCCAGCGGCACUGCAGUGCACAGACCUUAUGCAAAUGAAAAUUGAUGUUCUAUGCAACGAGUUGCGAAAAAGUCGACUUCCCUCCCAGUACUUGCAGCUAAUGACUUAAUUUUUAUGUGUCUAGCAUGCCAAAGCAUAAACCUGAGCGUUCUAAAAAUCUUAUAGUUGCAGUGAUAAUUGUUUCAAGGAGACUAACAUAGAGGAUGAUGAAGAUAUAACAUGUUAAUGCUGUGCAAAAAAUGAUUUUAUGUCCCGCCCGCAAGACACUGAAUGCUUUUAAAUCUCUAGUUGAAUAUAAAAAAAUGAUAA